Coregonus sp. 'balchen' is the source of this 25921-nucleotide messenger RNA. NCBI's taxonomy places the organism in Eukaryota, Metazoa, Chordata, Actinopteri, Salmoniformes, Salmonidae. The record is from the annotation of a GenBank genome assembly.
AUGGCGGUGUUAAGCGGGUCGUCUGGGCCGGUUGCCCGGCUUGAGGGCCGUGAAUUCGAAUACUUGAUGAAAAAGCGCUCGGUGACUAUCGGGAGGAACUCGUCUCAGGGCUCCGUGGAUGUGAGCAUGGGUCAUUCCAGUUUCAUUUCUCGAAGACAUCUUGAAAUAUUCACUGUUAGUGAUGAUAGCACUGGUGGUGGAGACUUCUACUUGCGAUGCCUCGGCAAAAAUGGGGUGUUCGUGGACGGAGUGUUCCUCAGACGGGGUGCCCCUCCUCUGCAACUACCACGAAUGUAAGUUCAACAUGUUUCUGUGUUUAUAAUAACUAACUAGAUAGCUAUCAUAGUGUUUUUGUUUUGAAUUACCACAAAGCACGUGCUGUUGCAGCAACACUAAGGGGUGGUGUUUGCCAAUGCAAUGUAGGCUAAUCUUAGCUAGCUAGUUAACGUCAACUUGACAGUUUUUGUCAGAUACUAGUAGCUACACGUUAUGAACUGCCCUCCGUUGUUAUAAAAUAUCUUCUGAAUUAAGACAGACAAAUGUAGAGAGAUUCGACCAGCUUUCAGUUGAUUUGCUAUCACAUAGUGGGUUAUUAUUGUAACUAGCUAAGUUAGCUAGUUGGCUAACUGUGUACAUGGUCAUACAGGUAAACAAUGUCAUAUAGUUCUGUGCAUGUGUUUUGAUAAUCAAAUGGAUAUGAUCGAGGAUUUGUUUAUAUUUAGGUUUGUGGAUGGCUACGUUACUUGUAGGCCUGUAUCUUUGAAACGUGUAAUGUGCAUCACUAGGCCAUCACUCAAUUGAACAUUUCUGAUACGAUAUGGGUCAGCUUUGCACAACUCGGAACAUAUACGUUUUUGUUUUGGUUCAGUUUGCUCCAUUCACAAAAUGAUCAAGGCAGGUCACAAAUGCCAAAGCUAACGUUACUAUACAUUGAAAAUAGUCUUCUCAAAAUUCAACAUUAUUUUCCUCUUGCCUUCAGUGUAACAUUACUCUAUUCUCUUAGACAGAUUUGAAUUCCAUAAAACUAGAAUGAGAUUUAAUUUCUAUGCCAAAUUCCCGGUUUACAUAGUUUGUUUUGUCAGAUUUGCCCCAUUUUUAUUCUAAAGAAACUUGCAAGUAACUUCCAAAAUACACUCCAAUCCAACACUUUGUUGUCCAACUCAACCAUUACAACUGAAGACAACCCUGUAUUUAAUUAGGAAAAGUCACUAUUGCGCCAUAAUCCACUUUUGAAUGUUGAUAUUUGAUGCAUUAUAAUUCACAAUAAAAUUUUGUAGGCUGCUGGGGCUCAUUCAUUGGUCAGUUGCCUCUGUGACAUACAAAAACAAAGCUGCAUUCUUAAAGCAGCAGUAGAAACAGUAACAAAGCGACCUCCCCAACCCUGUUUCAUUAAAAAGCUAAGGGAUGCGGCUGGAGAAAUGUAACCACUCUCAAAUGCAUAUAUAGAGCUAUGGAUGCAAGGACUGACCAUCCAAAAUUAUAGUUUUAACCAUGUUUUGAGGCAAUGGGUGUGUUCGUAUAUUCACUCUGGAGUGCCAGAGUGCGCUCUGGGCGUUCAUAAAUUCAGAGCGUUGUAAGCGCACACUGGACCCUCUGGCGGAGGAGUAGGGUUGAUCCAAGCGUUCUGACCUCACAACAUCAGUCAAGCACCCAAGCUAACUGGCUAAAGUUGGCUGGCUUGCUAGCUACUUCCAGACACAAAUGAGAGCACACCUCACUCUGACCAUUUUUAUCGCAGAGCUGUUUAGGCUAUUCAUAUUAUCUAGAGCGUUGGUGACUGUAACUAUGCUGCUGGCAACAAUUUAAUUACUUUUGCUGUCGAUUACUGACACCGGUCAUAUUCAACCGGUGUUGCGCCAUUCAUAAAUUAAUCAGUUAUUCUGCACUCUGGUACACUCAGACGAGAGUGCUCUGAAAUCAGGGUAGAUAGCCAGAGUGAAUUUACCAACGCACCCUAUAUAGUGUUUGUUUGCAUUUACUUUGACAAACAUUGGAGUAAAACAUGUUUAUAUUUUAGGUUGUGAUGGGGUAGACAUGAGACAUAAGUUAUAUUCUUCAAGAAUCAAUGGGUACAUAUAAUUAAUUAAAGUCCAAAAAUGGAUGUUGAUUGCCCCUUCAACUGACCAUCCAGUCUUCUUACCCAUUCAUACACAGUAUCACAGCACUUUAGACUGAAGAGAUGUUGAUUCCUAACUAAGAAGCACAGUGGGCUCAAAUUCCCUCAUCGAUCAGGUUGACGUAACUAAAGAGCUUUUAAUCAGGGGUGUGUUUUAUACGCUCACAUCUACUGCUUCAAGAAAACCUUGUUGUGAUAUCCUUAUUUUGGAAUUGUGCAUUAUGGGUAUGAUGACUAUAGUAGCCCACCCAACCUGAGGCAAAGCAUGAUCAGGGAAGUGGACAGACAGUCUUGGCUUGGAGAGCUCUGGCCUGGGCUUCUUUAUGUCCCCUGGAUUCCAACUGAAUGACGGAAGUUGCCAGAAUGAAACAGUCAAUGCUGCCCAGCCCUCCAUGUUGUUGCUCUCCCACGCCUACAUAAUUACUCCCUGGCCUUCUUGACUGUUUACAUCCUAACUAAAUCUGUGGAAAGCAGAUGUAUUAGUUUGAUGCUCAUUGUUUUGUCUUAUAGGGAUUUUGUGUGUUUUGAGGAUAAUCUGCCGGGAUAAUGAUCUUGGUCAAAAAAGUGAAAAGAAUAGAGAAGUCUUCUUGUCUCUGCUGCCCUGAGCUUGGUUACUUUUGUAUCAGUUUAAGCUCAAUUGUGUUCUACCUCCUGGCAUAACAUAGCAACUGUGCAUUUGCUUUUAGAAAAUGUUUGGUCUCAUUGAGAAAAUAGGGAAAUUGGCUAGGAGCCUCAAUGUUAAAAUGCAGUGAGGCUGUGGGAAAACUCAGCUCUUUGCAAAAUGACUUGGGCUUUCCAUUCAAGCUUAUCCGCUUAACCAAUCUUCUUUUGUUGUUGAAAACAUUUUAAGUAUGAUGUAAUUGAAGCAGAUGGUAGACUAUAUAAUAACAUGAAUUGUCUGGUAGGGGGGUGGGUUUUGUGGUCUAAUGGAAUUCUCUGUACCCCAGGUAGUAGUGUGUGAGGGUUGGGUGGCAAAAGGAAUUCUGUUUGCUGUUUGUAUGCAUCUGUGCCUGACUGACUGAGGAUCAGUGAGCCCCCAACACACACACAAACCCAAGGUUGUAAAAGCAAUGUGUGUUGCCUUUGUAGUCACAUGCAGCACUGUGAGGAAUGUGACAUUUCAGAGCUCAGCAUUCCUGUAUCAAAGACGCCCUGGUGGUUGCCAUGCGACUGUGCUGCUGAGCACAAUGUUGAUGGUGCUGUUCCUGCUAUUAGGUGAUUUCCCCCAAUAGCAGGAACAGCACAAUCAGUGGUCAGAAUCUGGUAAUAUCAGGAUGUAGGAUGGGACAUAAACCCAACAACUUCAAUGACUAAUUUCUCUGAACAUCACCAAAUUCACUGAGAAUACAUUACAUAGGAUGAAGAAACAAUACUCCGAUCCUCAGCUCCAUACUACUUGUCAAACAUGGAGAACUAUAUUUAAUAAAUAUUUAAUGAAUCCUAUAAAUUAAAAUGGCCAAUUUGGGUGCAAUCAAUUAGCUUAAUUUCUUAGAGAUCAAAUGUAUAUUUAAACAAAAUUAUGUUGCAGGAAGGCUAUUCUUAUCUGUUUCUAACAACAGAAACGAUUUCAGAACAAUCUGAGAUGGUGGGUGUCAAACCUCUUUCUUGUGCUUUUUGAGUUGGAAUGACCCAAAGGCAUCAUUAGGCCUAUUGAAUAUUGUGACAUGCCUCUACCAUGCUUGGUAUCUAGUUUUGGAAAAACAUGUUUUCCCCCUAGACACUAGCUAGUAGCUAUGUGUGGUCUGCAUAAUGAGGUCAUCAACAUCCCCCUAUUUCAAAUAAUGGAGUUUCCAAUGCUCUUUGUUGACAGGGGUAUUACAUUGGCCCUGAAAGGGUUGGAGUGCAUAUGCAUAAUUUAAGUGUCUGCCUUCACCAGGCUGGCUCCCAGCCGUUUUUCACCCUCUGAGUAGCAAUACUAAUUUGAGACUUGGGUGUCAGGGACACUGUUCUCUCUGCAUGUGCUCUUUGCCAGCUCUGUCAGGGCUUGGCAACAAGUGCAGCAGCGCCUGGCAUCCGGACCAAAGGGAAGCAGGGCUGGCAUAACAAUCUGGGCCUCAGUCUCUCUCUGGAGUGUGAUGAUGGAGCCUGAUUGACCUCAGCUCAUUACCUGUAUUAACUGCACCUGUUUGAACUCGUUACCUGAAUAAAAGACACCUGUCCACACACUCAAUCAAACAGACUCCAACCUCUCCACAAUGGCCAAGACUAGAGAGCUGUGUAAGGACAUCAGGGAUAAAAUUGUAGACCUGCACAAGGCUGGGAUGGGCUACAGGACAAUAGGCAAGCAGCUUGGUGAGAAAGCAACAACUGUUGGCGCAAUUAUUAGAAAAUGGAAGAAGUUCAAGAUGACGGUCAAUCACCCUCGGUCUGGGGCUCCAUGCAAGAUCUCACCUCGUGGGGCAUCAAUGAUCAUGAGGAAGGUGAGGGAUCAGCCCAGAACUACACGGCAGGACCUGGUCAAUGACCUGAAGAGAGCUGGGACCACAGUCUCAAAGAAAACCAUUAGUAACACACUACGCCGUCAUGGAUUAAAAUCCUGCAGCGCACGCAAGGUCCCCCUGCUCAAGCCAGCGCAUGUCCAGGCCCGUCUGAAGUUUGCCAAUGACCAUCUGGAUGAUCCAGAGGAGGAAUGGGAGAAGGUCACGUGGUCUGAUGAGACAAAAAUAGAGCUUUUUGGUCUAAACUCCACUCGCCGGGUUUGGAGGAAGAAGAAGGAUGAGUACAACCCCAAGAACACCAUCCCAACCGUGAAGCAUGGAGGUGGAAACAUCAUUCUUUGGGGAUGCUUUUCUGCAAAGGGGACAGGAAGACUGCACCGUAUUGAGGGGAGGAUGGAUGGGGCCAUGUAUCGCGAGAUCUUGGCCAACAACCUCCUUCCCUCAUUAAGAGCAUUGAAGAUGGGUCGUGGCUGGGUCUUCCAGCAUGACAACGACCCGAAACACACAGCCAGGGAAACUAAGGAGUGGCUCCGUAAGAAGCAUCUCAAGGUCCUGGAGUGGCCUAGCCAGUCUCCAGACCUGAACCCAAUAGAAAAUCUUUGGAGGGAGCUGAAAGUCCGUAUUGCCCAGCGACAGCCCCGAAACCUGAAGGAUCUGGAGAAGGUCUGUAUGGAGGAGUGGACCAAAAUCCCUGCUGCAGUGUGUACAAACCUGGUCAAGACCUACAGGAAACGUAUGAUCUCUGUAAUUGCAAACAAAGGUUUCUGUACCAAAUAUUAAGUUCUGCUUUUCUGAUGUAUCAAAUACUUAUGUCAUGCAAUAAAAUGCAAAUUAAUUACUUAAAAAUCAUACAAUGUGAUUUUCUGGAUUUUUGUUUUAGAUUCCGUCUCUCACAGUUUGAAGUGUACCUAUGAUAAAAAUUACAGACCUCUACAUGCUUUGUAAGUAGGAAAACCUGCAAAAUCGGCAGUGUAUCAAAUACUUGUUCUCCCCACUGUAUAUGGACAUCCCCAUUCUAGGCAUGCACACUGCUUGUUGUUUACCCCACAGUGAGAGUGUGUGUUCUCUCUGUGUGUGUGUGUGUGUGUGUGUGUGUGUGUGUGUGAGAGCCUAUAUUUAGCCUGAGCCCCGAGAGUCUCCCUGUUCCCCCUAGAGCACAUAUGUCAGAGUCAAGGCCCGCGGGCCACAUCCGGCCCGCGAGAAGGUUUUUUACGGCCCCUGGGAUGAUCUUGAUUUAUUAUUAGAACCGGCCCGCAGACCGCAGCAAGCCGGCAGCCCGCAGAUCUUUUACACGCACCAAUACUACAUUUCCCACAAUGCAACGGUGACGCACCGAGCAGUAGGCUGCUUCAUUUCAAUAUUUAUUGGCACAGCAGUCGUCAGCAUCACAGUAAAAUUAACUUUCAGAUACCCAUCAAAAAUGGCAAAACGGAAGGUGGACACUGAGAACCGGGGGUUUCAAACAAGGUGGGAGUCGGAGUAUAUGUUCACGGAGGUAGCUGGAAAACCUGUGUGUCUUCUGUGUGGAGAAAGUGUGGCGGUACUGAAAGAGUAUAAUCUGAGACGACAUUAUGAAACGAAACACGCGGACAAAAACAAGAAUAUGGACAUGGAACAAAUGCCCCAGCUGCGCAUCCAGGCUGCUCAAACGUUGUCUAUGUUUGGCAGCACAUACCUGUGUGAACAACUGUUUUCUUUGAUGAACCUGAACAAAACAUCACACAGAAGUCGACUUACUGCUGAACACCUCCACUCAAUUCUGAGGAUUUCCUCAGCUCAGAGCCUUACCCCGAACAUUGAUGAACUUGUGGAAAAGAUGGGACACCACCAAGUAUCACCCUCAACCUCAAACAAGUGAACAUUACUGUGCAAUCACAUAUUUAGAGUUUUUACUCAGUUCAAGUUUAAAAGUUAAAGUUUAAUAUUUGUUUUCACUGCAUGUUACUUCUCCUUAAACAAAGUGUUGUUUUUGAUUAAUAGAUUUUUGCACUUUAUUUUAUUGUAUUUCAAUCCAAUUAUAUUUUAAAAAUAUUUCAGUUGAGUGGAUGAUAGAAAAUUGCUAUUAUUGUUUUUUUCUUUGAAGUAAAUUUAGCCCACUUUUGCUAAAAUAGAAAAUAUAGGCUACUGAUGGUGCCUUGAAUACCGGUUUCUUUCAUUUAAUGUUCAUGUUAUGCCUAGAGGUACCUUUGCUCCACUCUCACAAAUAGUUUAAAGCAGGUAUGUUAGGACUUGAUUUGAUUGAUUAGGAUCCCCGUUGGCCGACGCCAAUGGCGACCGCUACUAUUACUGUGGUCCGACAUGCACUAUAUAUACAAAUGUAUGUGGACACCCCUUCAAAUGAGUGGAUUCGACUAUUUCAGCCAAACCCGUUGCUGAUAGGUGUAUAAAAUCGAGCACACAGCCAUGCAAUCUCCGUAGACCAACAUUGGCAGUAGAAUGGCCUUACUGAAGAGCUCAGUGACUUUCAAUGUGGCACCGUCAUAGGAUGCCACCUUUACAACAAGUCAGCUCGUCAAAUUUCAGCCCUGCUAGAGCUGCCCCGGUCAACUGUAAGUGCUGUUAUUGUGAAGUGGAAAAGUCUCGGAGUAACAACGGCUCGGCUGCGAAAUGGUAGGCCACACAAGCUCAGAGAACGGGACUGCCGAGUGCUGAAAUGCGGAGCGCGUAAAAAUCGUCUGUCUUUGGUUGUAACACUCACUACCGAGUUCCAAACUGCCUCUGAAAGCAAUGUCAGCGCAAUAACUGUUUGUCGGGAGCUUCAUGAAAUGGGUUUCCAUGGCCGAGCAGCUGCACACAAGCCUCAGAUCACCAUGCGCAAUGCCAAGCAUCGGCUGGAGUGGUGUAAAGCUCGCCGUUAUUGGAAUCUGGAGUAGUGGAAACGCGUUCUCUGGAGUAAUGAAUCACACUUCACCAUCUGGCAGUCCGACGGAAGAAUCUGGGUUUGGCGGAUGCCAGGAGAACACUACCUGCCCCAAUGCAUAGUGCCAACUGUAAAGUUUGGUGGUCUGGGACUGUUUUUCAUGGUUUGGGCUAGGCCCCUUAGAUCCAGUGAAGGGAAAUCUUAAUGCUACAGCAUACAAUGACUUUCUAGACGAUUCUGUGCUUCCAACUUUGUGGCAACAGUUUGGACAAUGCCCCGUGCACAAAGCGAGGUCCAUACAGAAUUGGUUUGUCGAGAUCGGUGUGGAAGAACUUGACUGGCCUGCACAGAGCCCUGGCCACAAUCCCAUUGAACACCUUUGGUAUGAAUUGGAACGCCGACUGCGAGCCAGGCCUAAUUGGCCAACAUCAGUGCCCGACCUCACUAAUGUUCUUGUGGCUGAAUGGAAGUCCCCGCAGCAAUGUUCCAACAUCUAGUGGAAAGCCUUCCCAGAAGAGUGGAUGCUGUUGUAGCAGCAAAGGGGGGGGGGGGCAACUCUAUAUUAAUGGCCAUGAUUUUGGAAUGAGAUGUUUGACAAGCAGGAGUCCACAUACUUUUGGUCAUGCGGUGUACAACGAAAAAUACAUUACAGACAAAAGACUUCACAAUUUACAUACAUUUAAAAACAUGAACAUUUAGUGUGUGGAUGCUCAUAGAGGCUACAUGGACUGGAAGGUUGCAUUACAUUGAGUGGUAGGUGAAUUUUAAACUUUUUUGUUUAUUUUCUCUGCAGGUGCACUUUCAGGUUUCCCAGCACAAACAUCAAGAUCACAUUCACAGCCCUGUCCAAUGGGAAGAGGGAGAAGCGCGAGGCGCCCGAGUCUCCAGUAAAACCAGUCCAGAUCUCCCCGCUCACCAUAAACAUUCCAGACAACAUCGCCCACCUCAUGAGCCCCCUGCCCUCGCCCACCGGCACCAUCAGGUACAGUAACAGAGGAACAGUAGGCCUGGGCCUCAGCUAACCUUGAGAUAACCUAUGAUCAUACUGGCCUGGCGGCUUAUGGUUAGUUUACUGAACUCUAGGGGAUGUUGUGAACCAGGCUCAGCUUGUUGCUUAGGUCACCUCCUAACCUACACCAUCUGUCCAACACAGCUUUAUUGUGUGUACGUGUUAAGCCUAGUCUGUGUGUAGCCAUUGGCAGUCUUUACUUGGCUGCUAUGUGCGUGUUGACUGAAAAAACAUAGCUUCUAGCAGUGUUAAUUUUGACAGCUAUUUUAGUCUUAAUACCUUUGUCUGUCAUAUUUUUUUUUUUGUCGUUUCAUCCUUGUUUUUAGUUAUUAGUCAACUAAAACUCUGGGCAGUUUGUCUAGUUUUAGUCACAGCCAUUUUAGUCACAUAGUCAGUGCAUUUAUUUGAUUAAAUGAAUAUUUAGGCUACCUCAGACUUCCAUCAUGUGCACCUUCCUUGAUAAGGGGAGAAUUUCAGCUUUCCAACAAUGCCAGGAGUAUUACUGUACUCCUAAUAUUCAACAAAUAGCAUUACUUUUUUCCCAUAGGAAAGGUUAGUUACAAGUCAAGUGUCCUGUAGGCUUGGGUGGUAUACCGUAUAUAUCAUAUAAUGGGGUAUUUGGAAGAAGCUACGGGAUGAUUUUUCAAUACCGUCAAACCUAUUUUUUUGAAGUUUCAGUACAUUUUAAUAUUUGUAGCUACUUUUUAAGUUAAUACCUGCAGUCAACUUGUGCGAUACGUUAGGAGAUAUAGCAGAUUGCGUUCUUCAUUUCACCUGUCACAUUAUUUUACAUUAUGAAGCUUACCAUAGUUCCCCAGAACAGUUGAGCUAGUCACUAGUUUGUAAAUAGCACAAUUGGAGAAAGCGAGCUGGUGAGUCCAUAGCAUUCUAUAUCGGUGAGUGUCUGUUGUGCGCAAUUUACUUGUAUGCAAUUCACUUCAAAAUGUUUGCCAUCAGAUAUCUUAUAAUGGCUUUCUGCUAGAAGUCAAAGAGCUCUAGAUGAGUUCUGAACGCUGCCAUUUUCCCCCCUUUGCUUCCUACUAGUGUUUUUUUCUCUCCAUUUCUCUCCCAUCUGGUCCAUGUACACAUGCUGCUAUUCCUUCAGAAAAGCAUGCAUUACAACUUUGUUCAUUUGCACAAUUUCUCUUGUUCACUUUCGCUUGUAAAUGUCAACACUCACCAAAAAUGAUAUUCGGUAGCUGCUAGCUAUGCUUGUGUAACUUUAUGAGCUGUAUUUGCCUGUCUUUGUAAUUAGUUUGUUUUUACCCGAUGGCAUUUAGCUAACCGUCUGUGAUUUCGCAAUUAGUUUGCGCUAAGUUUGUUAGCAUUCUGGUAAUAGAGGCCCAAUUGGCUUUUCUUGUGUUUGUAGCGCCCCCUUGCCAGUAAUACCGUAAAUCUUGGAAUGAGAGAAGGACGGUAUGACGACAUGAAAAUCUGGAUACCGCCUAAGCCCAGUGUCCUGGCUUUGCAUCAGUUUAAAAGAUUGAAUAGUGACUGAAGUGACCACCUGGGAACUGUGUGGGAGAGCCUGGCAGAUCAGCUCAAUCAGACCGUGCAGCUCAAAUAUGUAAUGAGAGGGUUGCAUGAAAUAUUCUGCACGCAUGCGUGCUUAGGAUUGGACAAAACAGUUGAAAAGGAGCUAAAAUCAAAUUAAAUGUCCAUUAGUCUCACGUGGAAUUCUCCUCUCGUCACAUUUUCGUUGACUAAAAUGAAAAGUAAAUUGUAAUAGUUUGUUUUUUUCCAGUGCAUCUCGUUAUCAUAAUAGUCUUAGACAGGAAAAAUAGGUUGUUGAUUAGUAUUUUUCGUUAUAGUUAUUGUUGACUAAAUUGAACACUGGCUUCUAGUGGUGUGAAUGGUUCAACGUAAUUGGGAUCCUUAACGUUAUAAUUUUUUUUACAUUCACAGUGCAGUUAUCACAACAUUAUUUUCUGUGUUAUAGCCUAACUAGACGAUAGGCUGUAAAGGUAGACUCGGCGAUAUGACUUGGAUGCAGAAAGUAAACCACAUAGUGGUUUAAGGCUCAACUUCUCCGCUGUUUUGGUGCUCUGGCAACCACGCUGUGAACAGCGUGACACGAACCCGUGCAGAUAUUGUGUGAGAGCGAAGUGCAUGCCACUCAUCUUAAUAUCCUGGCCUAUUCAUUGAUGAUAGGCCCUGCGUUACUGAAGUUGCGAGACAUUGCAAGCCAAGAAAUUGCGUGAUGAAGCAUUCCAUUGCGAGAUGCAGCUUUUAAUUGCUGAUAGGCCUGGUGGCCGACUUGCCUAUACUGUGCCCCUCCCCUCUCUCUCAGUCCCUCGCUAGCUCGCUAUGAAAUAUGUGAGUGUUUGUGUUCUCGGAAGUACGGUAACUAAUCCAGGGCUCUACAGUGCGACUAUUUUACUCGUGUAUGCGCUUAAAUAUUUGUCUGUGCGACCUGGACAUUUUUAUUUAGGGAGCACCAGUGCGCCUAGAACAUUUUAAGCAUUCUAACAUUAAUAUCUCAAAUGUAUUUGUGUGCGCCUACAUCUUUCAAUUUAGGCACAUACGUGCUUCUUGUAAAAAAUUCAAUAAAUAAAAAAAGUUGGCGUAGAGCACUGUAAUCAGUCUCCUCCAUUCCAAAAUUCCUAGCGGAAUCUAAUCUUAACACUCCAGAAAUGGGGAGUUGACGCGCAAGUUUGAGUUAAUUAUUUUGGCAUCAACUCUCCACCACAGCAUCAUCGUCGUUAACAGUUGGGAAAAAUGGCGACAGCAGUGAAGUUCUGUAUGGCAAUGCUUUGAGAAGUUAAAUGAGAAGGAAAUGCACAUUUUGCGAGGUGGAAUUGAGGUACGGUAAUGGUAGUACAGGUGCAAUGCUUAACCAUCUGAAACCGUUGCUUGCAGCUGAAUUGUGAAUUCACAUGGAAUUCUAUAUAUUUUUCCUAUUGUUUGAAUGGAAAACCGAUGGUAUUUGCUGUUUAAACAUUAAGAACUUUUCCCCCCAUUUGUCACAUCCCUAAUAGCUUCUGCUGUGUCCAUCCAUUAAUUCCUACUAGCACAUCUGCCAAUCAGCUACGGCACAUUGCACCGAUGAUGGAACGUUGAAGAAUAGGCCCCGUGUAGUAGUAUGUAGGCCCCGUGUAGCUCAGUUGGUAGAGCAUGGCAUUUGCAACGCCAGGGUUGUGGGUUCGUUUCCCACAGGGGGCCAGUAUAAACAUUAAAAAAAAAAGGUAAGUUAAAUGACUAAAAUGUAAAUGUAAGAAUGGAAAAAUAAUAUUGAUGUUUUCAUUUGAUUCUAGCCCAUCAGUGUUUAUCUCCAGAUUAUUCAUGUUUGCUUCAGCUAAUGACAAAUCAUUAAACGUUUUCCGCUGUUUUAAGUCUCAACUUAAUGCCUCAUGAAACGAUUUUGCUCUCUUUUCAAUAUGGGUUAGAUAAUGUGAGGCUAUAAAAAUAGGUGGCGUGUGCCAGCCUGACUGCAGACUGCAGGCUACUGCAGUAAAGGGUACAGAUAAGCUGAGCCAAGAUAUUUAUUUUACAGGGGCCCCCUCUUCCUCAGAAUAGCUUGGCUAAUUGUAAACCAUUGCUUAAUUUCUCAAAAGGAACUGAGGUCAUCAGUGGAUCAAUUAGGCAGUUUUGUUUGUAGCCUAAAAGUGUUGCAUUUGGCAAGAAUAAGAUUUCCAUUUUGUACUGUUUUGAUUUUUAUUUCCACUCACCCAUUCCUAUGUCAUUUCCCCACCGUUUUCCAUGCCCUGACAGCCAUGUAGAGCUAGUCUAAUGUAAUGCCUAUUGCAUUACUCUUGGUCAGAUCAUUUGAUAUGUACUGUGGUGGUCAUCAUGCUGACAGAGACUUGGUGACUGACUAACGGUCUGGCCCUCUUCUUCCCAAUAGUGCUGCCAACUCGUGCCCCUCCAGUCCCAGGGGAGCGGGCUUGUCCGGCUACAGGAUGGGUCGCAUCGUCAGCUCUGCAGAGCUACAGCUCAUAAACGACAACUCCCAGUCAGAGAACGACAAGGAGGCCUCAGGAGGGGACAGCCCCAAGGUGAGCACCACCUACAGAGAAUCUGCAUUGAACAUGCUUUUAGUCUAAGACUAGGCUUAAAUUCAUCUGUUUCUGCGAAACUGGCCUUUUCAAUUUAGUGGCAAUCAGCAGUUGAAACCCUAACAUUUACAUUUACAUCAUUUAGCAGACGCUCUUAUCCAGAGCAACUUACAAAUUGGUGCAUUCAACUUAUGAUAGCCAGUGGGACAACCACUGUGUUAUCCCCACCCAAUGUUUAUGGUAAAAAGCUGAGGGAUGGGGCUGGAGAAAUGUAACCACUCUCAAAUUCAUAGACAGCUAUGGAUGCAAGAAUUGACCAACCAUGAUAUCCAAAUGUUAUGAGGGUUUACAGUGUUUGUUUACAUUUACUUUGUUUUAGUGCUGAGCGAUUAGUGCUUUUUGGGGUUGGUUCGGUUUUGGUUCGAUUAUAAAAGUUUAAAAAAUCACAUUUUUCGGUUUCGAUUAUUUAAUUUUUGUCAUUAAAUGCGCUAUACAUUAUGUGGAUUGAAUGCUGUAAAAACACAGAAUAAAACAAAUAACAAAAGUCCCAGGAUGGUUAGUGACUGCCCAUUACUGCUUAUCACUUAUUAACCAUAAUUUAUUUACAUUACAAUUUACUUUAAAAUAUUUAAAUUGUGUAUAUUACAUUUUGUUUUAUUAGAUGACUUUAUUAUUUCAUUCCAAGUCAUCAUCUCAUCUCUAUAGAGCUGCUGCCUGCUGUCUGACAAAAUCACUGUUUUAGUAGUUCUUCAAAGUAAAUAAGACAUACUUUUAUGACUGCUGAAUACCAACUAUCAAUCACUUAGAUAAUGUAUUUUCAGGUAGAGAUGCCUCCCGAAGCUACUGCUCUCUAUCCCUCUCGAUCGCGCAUCUUCUGUCGCUUCUCUCCCUCUCAGUGCGCCCACACAGACCGGACAAGUAGGCGCAAAAUGGAAUAUGGUCAUGUUGGUUAAUUACCACGUUUUCUGCGCUAAACUAUGUAGAAUAUUGGCCUGUUGGAAACUACAACUGUCUACUAUCAUAACAGUUUGGGCUAGAUCUGAUUUAUCUCUAUUGGUCAAUUAGUUGUUUUAAAAAACCAAAACAUAUCUGACAUUUCGGUUAAUCGCUCAGCACUACUUUGUUUACAAACAUUGGAGUAAAACAAGCUUAUUUGGGUUCGGAUGGGAUACGACAGUUGAACUGAGCUCAUGAGGCAUUUAGGAAGUUAUAUUCUUCAAGAAUCAAUGGGUACAUAUCAUUUAUUUAAAUGGAGGUAGCAACUGAAGAUUUCCCUUUAAAUAAGUGCACACUUAAAUUAAUUGGAGAGGAAAGGUAGGUCUGUCUGUCUGUUUUGUCAUUUGAACUGAUGCAUGUGACAAAACAAACCCAUGAUUUGUUGUUAUCAAAUUUAAUUUGUCACAUACUUCAUAGACAACAAGUGUAGACUAACUGAAAUGCUUACUUACACAUUAUUUUCCAACAUUGCAGAGUUAAAGAUUAGAUAAAAAAUGUAUAUACAAAAUUGAAAUAGUGUCACAAUGAAUAAAUACACAGUGAAUAACAAAUAGAAAUGAGUAAAAAUAACAUGGCUAUAUAUAGGGAGUACCCGUACUGAGUCGACGUGCAGGGGUACGAGGUUAUUGAGGUAGCUAUGUACUGUACAUAUAGUUAGGGGUAAAGUGACUAGGCAACAGGAUGGACAGUAGCUCAGUUGGUAGAGCAUGGCGCUUGCAACGCCAAGGUUGUGGGUUCGUUUCCCACGGGGGGCCAGUAUGAAAAUGUAUGCACUCAUUAACUGUAAGUCGCUCUGGAUAAGAGCGUCUACUAAAUUACUAAAAUGUUAAAUGUUAGCAGCAGCGUAUGUGUAAAAAAAGGGUCAAUGCAGGUAGUCCGGGUAGCCAUUUGAUUAGCUAUUUAGCAGUCUUGUUUAGAUAUCUUAUGGCUUGGGGGUAGAAGGGGUUCGGGGUCCUGUUGAUUUCAGACUUGGUGCAUUGGUACCACUUGCCAUGCGGUAGCAGAGAGAACAGUCUGGCUUGGGUGGCUGGUGUCUUGAACAAUGUUUUGGGCCUUCCUCUGACUCCGCCUGGUAUAGAGGCCCUGGAUGGCAGGGAGCUCGGCCCCAGCGAUGUACUGGGCCGUACGCACUACCCUCUGAAGCGCCUUGCGGUCGGAUGCCAAGCAUUUGCCAUACCAAGCGAGUCAAGAUGCUCUCGAUGGAGCAGCUGUAGAACGUUUGGAGGAUCUGAGGGCCCAUGCCAAAUCUUUUCAGCUUCCUGAGGGGGAAGAGGCGUUGUUGUACCCUCUUCUCGACUGUUGGUGUGUUUGGACCAUGAUAGAUCCUUAGUGAUGUGGACACAGAGGAAUUUGAACCUCUCGACCCGCUCCACUACAGCACUGUCGACGUGAAUGGGGGCGUGCUCGGCCCUCCGUUUCCUGUAGUCCACAAUCAGCUCAUUUGUCUUACAGACGUUGAGGGAGAGGUUGUUGUUGUCCUGGAACCACACUGCCAGGUCUCUGACCUCCUCCCUAUAGGCUGUCUUGUUGUCAUCGGUGAUCAGGCCUACCACCGUUAUUUUGUCGGCAAACUUAUUGAUGGUGUUGGAGUUGUGCGCAACCACGCAGUCGUGGGUGAGGGGACUAGUACAGGAGGGGACUAAGCACGCACUCCUGAGGGGCCCCAGUGUUGAAGGGUCAGCAUGGCGGAUGUGUUGUUGCCUACCUUCACCACCUGGGGGCAGGCCAUCGGGAAGUCCAGAUCCAGUUGCAGAGGGAGGUGUUCAGUUCCCAGGGACCUUAGCUUAGUGAUGAGCUUUGAGGGCACUAUGGUGUUGAACGCUGAGCUGUAGUCAAUGAACACAUUCUCAUGUAGGUGUUCCUUUUGUCCAUGUGGGAAAGGGCAGUGUGGAGUGCAAUAGAGGAUGUGGAUCUGUUGGGGUGGUAUGUGAAUUGGAGUGGGUCUAGAGUGUCUGGGAUGAUGGUGUUGUUAGCCAUGACCAGUCUUUCAAAGCAUUUCAUGGCUACAGAUGUGAGUGCUACAGGGCGAUCGUAAUUUAAACAGGUUACCUUGGCAUUCUUGGGCACAGGGACCAUGGUGGUCUGCUUGAAACAUGUAGGUAUAACAGACUGGGUCAGUAAAGACCCUUUCCUGCUGGUCAACACAUGCUCUGAGGAUGCGUCCUGGUAAUCCGCCUGGCCCUGCUGCCUUGUGAAUGUUUACCUGUUUAAAGGUCUUACUCACAUCGGCUAUGGAAAGUGUGAUCACACAGUCGUUCGGAACAGCUGGUGCUCUCACGCAUGGUUCAGUGUUUCUUGCCUCAAAGUGAGCAUAGAAGGCAUUUAGCUCGUCUGGUAGGCUCAUAUCAGUGGGCAGCUCGUGGCUGGGUUUCCCUUUGUAAUCUGUGAUAGUUUGCAAGCCCUGCCACAUCCGACGUGCGUCAGAGCCGGUGUAGUAGGAUUCGAUCUUAGUCCUGUAUUGAUGCUUUGCCUGUUUGAUGGUUCGUCGGAGGGUGUAGUGAGAUUUCUUAUAAGCGUUCCGGUUAGUGUCCCGCUCCCUGAAAGCAGCAGCUCUAGCCUUUAGCUCAGUGCGGAUGUUUCCUGUAAUCCAUGGCUUCUGGUUGGGAUAUAUACGUACGGUCACUGUGGGGACAUCAUCAAUGCACUUAUUAAUGAAGCCAGUGACUGCCAUCGGAUGAAUCCCGGAACAUAUUCCAGUCUGUGCUAGAAAAACAGUCCUGUAGCUUGGCAUCCGCUUCAUCGGACCACUUCCGUAUUGAGUGCGUGCGUCACUGGUACUUUCUGUUUUAGUUUUUGCUUGUAAGCAGGAAUCAAGAGGAUAGAGUUAUGGUCAGAUUUGCUAAAUGGAGGGAGAGAUUUGUAUGCAUCUCUGUGUGUGGAGUAAAGGUGAUCUAGAGUUUUUUUUUGCCUCUAGUUGCACAGGUGACAUACUGGUAGAAAUUAGGUAAAACAGAUUUCAGUUUUCCUGCGUUAAAAUCACGGCCACUAGGAGGACCACCUCUGGGAGAGCAUUUUCUUGUUCGCUUAUGGCCCAAUACAGCUCGCUGAGUGCAGUCUUAUUGCCAGCAUCGGUUUAUGGUGGUAAAUGAACAUCUACUAAAAAAUAUAAUGAAAACUCUCUUGGUAAAUAGUAUGGUCUACAGCUUAUCAUAAGGUAUUCUAACUCAGGCGAGUACAACCUCGAAGAGACACACACCCCCUCCCCUGAGCUUCCCUAACACUGACAUUCUGUCCAGAAAAAACAGCUAGAUUUAUAUUUUCCUUGUUCAGCCACGACUCAGAGAAACAUAGGAUAUUACAGUUCUUCAGAUCACGUUGAUGGGAUAGUCUCAAACGGAGCUUGUCCAGUUUAUUCUCCAGUGAUUGCACGUUCGCCAAUCGCGCCACCUCCUUCUUCUCCAAGUGUCGGGGAUUUGGGCCUGGUCUGGGAUAGUCAAUAUGGCCUUUGCCUCCGAAGUAGAAGUCCUCAUCCAAAUCGAGGUUGGUGAUAGCUGUUCUGGUUUCCAGAAGCUCUUUUUGGUCAUAGGAAAUGAGGGGGUAAACAUUAUGUGCAAAAAAAGUUAAGAUCAACGCAAGAAUGUACACAAAAUAGCAUAAUUGGCCAGGAGCUCGUAAAAUGGCUGCUAUUCCCUCCAGCGCCAUUGCUCACAAAAUGGAACUGUGCUACCUAGUAAAUUACAUGCCGUUUCUUCCUUCCUCUUCUUCUUCCCUUUAGGAUGAUUCCAAACCUCCAUACUCAUAUGCACAACUGAUAGUCCAAGCCAUUACAAUGGCACAGGACAAGCAGCUCACACUAAACGGAAUAUACACUCACAUCACCAAAAACUACCCCUACUAUAGGACUGCAGACAAAGGCUGGCAGGUGAGAAAUGGCAUCUUUCAAUGCACCAUUUUUACUGAAAUUCUUUGUAUGUUAUGAAAAGAUCAAAAACUGUCUUGAAUAGCAUUAGGAUUCAACCACAUUGUUAUAUUUGAAAUAUCUCAAAAACCACAGAGCAUAGUUGUCAUAGCCAAGGGAGCAUUACAGAGCCUUCAGAAAGUAUUCACACCCCUUGAUUCUUUCCACAGUUGUGUUACAGCGUGAAUUUAAAAUUGAUUAAAUUGUGAUUUUUUUGUGUGUGUGUCACUGGCCUACACACAAUACCCCAUAAUGUCAAAGUGGAAUUAUGUUUGUAGAAUUUUUUUUACAAAUUCAUUAAAAAUGAAAAGCUGGAAUGUCUUGGGUCAAUAAGUAUUCAACCCCUUUGUUAUGGCAAGCCUAAAUAAGUUCAGGAGUAAAAAUGUGCUUAACAAGUCACAUAAGUUGAAUGGACUCACUCUGUGUGCAAUAAUAGUGUUUAACAUGAUUUUUGCAUGACUGCCUCAUCUCUGUACCCCACAUAUACAAUUAUCUGUAAAGUCCCUCAGUCGAGCAGUGAAUUUCAAACACAGAUUCAACCACAAAGACCAGGGAGGGUUUCCAAUGCCUCGCCAAGAAGAGCACCUAUUGGUAGAUGAAAAAAAACAGACAUUGAAUAUCCCUUUGAGCAUGGUGAAGUUAUUACACUUUGGAUGGUGUAUCAAUACACCCAGUCAUUACAAAGAUACAGGCGUCCGCUCAGGGAUUUCACCAUAAGGCCAGUGGUGACUUUAAAACAGGUACAUAGUUUAAUGGCUGUGAGAGAAUUGAGGAUGGCUCAACAACAUUGUAGUUACCCACCAUACUAACUUAAUUGACAGAGUGAAAAGAAGUGUCUGUACAGAAUAAAAAUAUACCAAAACAUGCAUCCUGUUUGCAACAAGGCACUACUUGGCAAAGCAAUGAACUUUUUGUCAUGAAUACAGUGUUAUGUUUGGGGCAAAUCCAAUACAACACAUUACUGAGUACCAUUCUCCAUAUUUUCAAGAAUAGUGGUGGCUGCAUCAUGUUAUGGCUAUGCUUGUAAUCGUUAAGGACUGGGGAGAUUUUUCAGGAUAAAAAAGAAACGUAAUGGAGCUAAACACAGGCAAAAUCCUAAAGCAGGGGUACUCAACUAUUAUGCUUCGAGGUCCAGAGCCUGCUGGUUUUCAGUUCUACCUGAUAAUUAAUUGCACACACCUGGUGUCCCAGAUCUAAAUCUAAAUUUUGCACAAUCCAGGUGUGCAAAGCUCUUAGAGACUUACCCAGAAAGACUCACAGCUGUAAUCGCUGCCAAAGGUGCUUCUACAAAGUAUUGACUCGGGGGGUGUGAAUACUUAUGUAAAUGAGAUUUCAGUUUAAUUUUCAAUCAAUUAGCAAACAUUUCUAAAAACAGAUUUUGACUUCGUCAUUAUUGUGUGUAGAUGGGUGAGAUAAUCUAUUUAAUUGAUUUUGAAUUCAGGCUGUAACACAACAAUAUGAAUACUUUCUGAAGGCACUGUAUAUUAAGAUGUGCUUUGACUAAUACGCAACCUUGUUCAAGUACACAUUCACUUUGGCUUCAAACUGAAGGGCGGUACAUGACUUCUCCCAUCUGUUUCCAUGUUGUUUUUGAGCAUGUGCCAUUGAUGAACUGUGAUGUGAAUAACAGCCUUGGCUGCAGUGUGUUCAUACUAACACGACGGCGUAUUCUGUUGUAGAACUCGAUCCGUCACAAUCUGUCUCUGAACCGCUACUUUAUUAAAGUGGCCAGAUCGCAGGAGGAACCGGGAAAGGGCUCGUUCUGGAGGAUAGACCCGUCCUCAGAGGGCAAGCUCAUGGAGCAGGCCUUCAGGAAACGAAGGCCGCGGGGUGUGCCCUGCUUCAGGACCCCCCUCGGACCCCUCUCCUCCAGGUAUGGACCUACUUACUCUCUCAGGUUUCAGUCACACGAUGAGCUCGCUGCAUGCUUUACUGCAGGGGUCUCCAUCGGGUCGAUCCCGAGCUACCAGUAGCUCACAGCCAAUCUAUGAGUAGCUCACCAAACCAUUCUCAAAGUGCAUGUAUUUUACGUGUUCCACCGCAAAUUGGCUUAAACGAAUCUCACAAGUAUCAGACACCUCAAGCUCCUAUCCAAUCAAAUCCACAUUGACAUUAUCCCAUUCCUAGUUAACCACAAUUGGCCAAAUCUAACACAAUAUGUACCAGCAAUAUUGCCCCUGGAUUUCUGUGUGGUGCACGUGGUUCUCUUCCAUUCACUUUGUGUAGCCAGUUAGAGAUAAUGAUAACUGUCUUCUGGGUAUACAGUAGGCUUGGGUGGCAUACUGUAUACCGGGAUAUUUGGAAAUAGCUACAGGAUGGUUUUUCAAUACCGUCAAUAUCAUUUAAACUAUUUGAAGUUUUUCAAUACAUUUUUAUAUUUGUCGUUACUUUUUAAGUAAACACCUGCAGUCAGCUUGUGCAAUAUGUUAGGAGAUAAAGCAAAUCGCGUUCUUAAUUUCACCUGUCACAUUAUUCAACAUUAUGAAGCUUACCGUAGUUCCCAGAACAAAUCAAUCAACAUUUAUUUGUCACAUACACGUGUUUAGCAGAUGUUAUUGCGGGUGUAGCGAAAUGCUUGUAAUAAUGUAAAAAAUAAUACAUAAAAAACAAAAUACCGCUAAGUUUCCUAAGAGCUAGUCGUGAGGCCGCCAUCCUCGUCGACGCUCAGAAACAGAAAAACACUUGAGCCAGUCAUGUUUGUUUGUAAAUAGCACAACGGGAGAGCGCGUGAGCAGUUGAGUCCAGCUGUGUAUUGACAGGUGUUGUGUUUUAUAUUGAAAGUCGUGUUUUUUUGCUUCAAUAGAGUGAUCAGGGACGUGCAACUAUAGUUUUCCUUCACAGAAAAUACAUUAGUGCAACACGUUCUGCAGAAAACAGCUUCAUUUUCAUCAUAUGACAACAGAAGUGCAACGCUAUUUGGCAAGCAAAUGAGCUUACAAUGGAAAAGCAAGGUCUUUUUUGCAAAAACGAUGCAUGGCCAUCAUAUUUUUUAUGUUUAUCAUAGAAAGAAUGUAGUCAGCUACAUUUCCUAAUGUUAUACUUAAAGUUAAUCUUGCAUUUUACUGGAGAAAAGUAGGCUACACUAAAAAGUACCGGAGAAAAGUAGCUCCACAUCAGUCAGAGUGCUGUCUGCUGAAAGAAAGCCUGUUCGUGAAUUCUCAUCCGAGUGGAGUGCAACUGAAGCACAAAAUCUGAUGCAGAGCAGAAAUUACAAUAAGAAGCAUUUUACACCUGUGUUUACAAAACGCAGCAAGAUAAUUAUUGUGUUCUAUCUUUUUUUCCCGCGUAAAGCGACCCCUAAGUUUAACUUGCUAGUUAUCUAAGUAAGUGGCUGAAUUAAUAAGGUGACGGGGCAUCCUAUUGUGUUAGCUUUCUGCCGUGUUUGAGAAGUCAAAGCCCUUUGGAUGAGUUAUUUGUACAGAUGCCGCUAUCUUGAUUUCCUUUUCUCCUCUCCGGUCUCUCCCCGUCUUCUCCUCCCCAGGCCCGUUGCCCUAGCGACUCCAGACUCCACACAGACACAGCAUGUACACAUGCUGCUCCAGAGCCAGUACUGUUCUUCCUUCAGACAAGCACGCAUCAAAACUUUGUUCAUUUGCACAAUGUCUCUCGUUCACAUUUGCUUGUAAAUGUCCAAACUCGUCAAAAAUGACAUUCGGUAGCUCCUACCUAUAUAUGUAUAACUUAUGAGCUGGAUUGCCUGUCUUUGCAAUUAGUUUAUAUUCAUUUGCGCUCAUUAGUGUAUUUAGUUAGCUGCCUCCAUGGUAAUUCGCUAUUACUUGUGUAAAUGUUGUUAGCAUUCUGUUAAUAGACACUCAAACAAAAAUCCCAAACCAGGAAAAAUAAAACAGAGAACUGAAUUCGGGAAAAUGCAGUGUAUUUGAAGCUAGGGAAAAAAUAGUAAUUUGUGAUAUGUUUCAUAAUUUAAAGUAGCUCUCAUGAUAGAAAAGGUUGGAGACCCCUGCUUUACUGUUAGAUUGGCAUGUUUGUGCCACCGCCUUGUGGCCAUAUAUGGUCACUACAAUAUUUACAUUUUGACAUUUUAGUCAUUUAGCAGACGCUCUUGUCCAGAGCGACUUACAGUUAGUGAGUGCAUACAUGUUCAUACAGUAUAUUCCCAUUGGGAAAAUGUGAAUAGGUUGAGUAACCAUGGUUGAGCGACCACGGUGCUCUGGCGUGAAAUGUGAUCAAUUUCAAUGCAUAUGUAAAUCCAGGGCUCUGAGCAUUUUUAAAACCAAUCUGCUUUUCCCUCUCACAGGAGUGCCCCAGUCUCCCCUAAUCACUCUGGAGUCCUCUCGGCCCACUCGAGUGGGGUGCAGACCCCUGACAGCCUAUCCCGAGAGGGUUCCCCUGUCCCCAUGGAACCAGAGCCUGCUCCGGCCCCGCCCCCUGCCACAGCAGUCCAGCCCAAACUAGCUGUCAUCCAGGAGGCCCGCUUUGCACAGAGUGCACCAGGUGAGAGACGCCCAUUUUUGUCCAAUAACCACAUUGUUUGAGUCUUCUCCAAUCCUAUGUACAAAUGUGCAGUCGUCACGUGUGGAUCCUCCAUUAAAGAAAGCUAUUGUUUGUCCAGGCUCCCCUCUCAACAGCCAGCCGGUGCUCAUCACGGUUCAGCGUCAGUUACCUCAGACGAUAAAGCCGGUGACCUACGCCGUUGCCACACCUGUGACUACCAGCACCAACCAGAACCAGCAGCCCGUCAUGCAGACGGUGCACGUCGUCCACCAGAUCCCUGCCAUGUCUGUCACCAGUGUGGCCGGGCUCAGUGCCGCCAACACCUACACAGUGGCCACCCCCGCCAUGGUCACCCAGUCCGCCAUGGUCACCCUCAAGACUGAGCCCCAGGAGAACGGAGACUACUCAGAGGCCAAAGGUGAGGGCAGGGAAGAAGGAUGAUGUAGUGUGUAGAUGGACAGAUUGUGUUGACUCAAGGUAGUAGUGGUUUUAGCCAGGUUUACAUAGGUUUUACCCUUGAGCAAUGCACCUACAGUGCUGUGAAAAAGUAUUUGCCCCCUUUCUAAUUUUCUCUACUUUUGCAUAUUUGUGAUACUGAAUGUUAUCAGAUCUUCAACCAAAACCUAAUAUUAGAUAAAGGGAACAUAAGUGAACAAAUAACACAACAAUUACAUAUUUAUUUCAUAAACAAAGUUAUGCAACACCCAAUUCCCCUGUGUGAAAAAGUAAUUGCCCCCUUACACUCAAUAACUGGUUGUGCCACCUUUAGCUGCAAUGACUCCAACCAAAUGCUUCCUGUAGUUGUUGAUCAGUCUCUCACAUCGCUGUUUUCAAGCAUGAACUGCUCGUUUCAAGUCCUGCCACAACAUCUCAAUUAGGAUUAGGUCCUGGACUUUGACUAGGCCAUUCCAAAACUUCCAAUUUGUUGCUUUUUAGCAAUUUUCAUGUAGACUUGAUUGUGUGUUUUGGAUCACUGUCUUGCUGCAUGACCCAGCUGCGCUUCAGCUUCAGCUCACAGACGGAUGGUCUGACAUUCUCCUGUAGAAUUCUCUGAUACAGAGCAGAAUUCAUGGUUCCUUCUAUUAAGGCAAGUCGUCCAGGUCCUGAGGCAGCAAAGCAUCCCCAAACCAUCACACCACCACCACCAUGCUUGACCUUUGGUAUGAUGGUCUUACUGUGGAAUGUAGAGUUUGGUUUUCGCCAGACAUAAUGGGACCCAUCUCGUCCAAAAAGUUGACUCAAGUUUGCCAAAAAGCACCUGGAUGAUCAUCAAGACUCUUGGAAGAACGUUCUAUGGACAGACUUUUGGACGACAUGGUUUCAGUAAUGUCUGCCGAAAACCAAACUCUGCAUUCCACAGUAAGAACGUCAUACCAAAGGUCAAGCAUAGUGGUGGUGGUGUGAUGGAAGUUUUGGAAUGGCCUAGUCAAAGUCCAGACCUAAUCCCAAUUGAGAUGUUGUGGCAGGACUUGAAACGAGUAGUUCAUGCUUGGUUGAAGAUCUGAUAACAUUCAGUAUCACAAAUAUGCAAAAGUAGAGAAAAUUUGAAAGGGGGCAAAUACUUUUUCACAGCACUGUAUAUAUACGUUUUCUUAGUAAAUGUGAAAUGUAUGUCAUGUUGAUCAGUUAUUGUAGUGCCUGUUUGGUGUUAGUUGUAUUAUUAGAGGUCAUUGACAUUACCCUUCCUUUUUCCUAUGUUUGUCUCUAGUAAAAGUAGAAUCGGUUCCAACCAUCACCCAUGCCUCUAUAGGCGGUGGCAGUCGCAUCAUCCAGAAUACCCAGUCGGCCACGCCCUUACAGACGGUAACCUUAGUGCAGCAGCAGCCGCCCCUGGGCCUUCACCAGCUCCCCAUAAAGACCAUCACACAGAACGGCACCCACCUGAUGCCCAUGCAGGCCGCUGCAGGUGAGACAGUGACUCAUUAAAAUGGAUCAUGUCAAAGCACUUUAUCCCCAUCUCUAGUCUGCCACUGCUCUGACCCCAUCUCUAGUCUGCCACUGCUCUGACCCCGUCUCUAGUCUGCCACUGCUCUGACCCCAUCUCUAGUCUGCCACUGCUCUGACCCCAUCUCUAGUCUGCCACUGCUCUGACCCCAUCUCUAGUCUGCCACUGCUCUGACCCCAUCUCUAGUCUGCCACUGCUCUGACCCCAUCUCUAGUCUGCCACUGCACUGACCCCAUCUCUAGUCUGCCACUGCACUGACCCCAUCUCUAGUCUGCCACUGCUCUGACCCCAUCUCUAGUCUGCCACUGCUCUGACCCCAUCUCUAGUCUGCCACUGCUCUGACCCCAUCUCUAGUCUGCCACUGCUCUGACCCCAUCUCUAGUCUGCCACUGCUCUGACCCCAUCUCUAGUCUGCCACUGCACUGACCCCAUCUCUAGUCUGCCACUGCUCUGACCCCAUCUCUAGUCUGCCACUGCACUGACCCCAUCUCUAGUCUGCCACUGCUCUGACCCAUCUCUAGUCUGCCACUGCUCUGACCCCAUCUCUAGUCUGCCACUGCUCUGACCCAUCUCUAGUCUGCCACUGCACUGACCCCAUCUCUAGUCUGCCACUGCUCUGACCCCAUCUCUAGUCUGCCACUGCUCUGACCCCAUCUCUAGUCUGCCACUGCUCUGACCCCAUCUCUAGUCUGCCACUGCUCUGACCCCAUCUCUAGUCUGCCACUGCACUGACCCCAUCUCUAGUCUGCCACUGCACUGACCCCAUCUCUAGUCUGCCACUGCUCUGACCCCAUCUCUAGUCUGCCACUGCUCUGACCCCAUCUCUAGUCUGCCACUGCACUGACCCCAUCUCUAGUCUGCCACUGCUCUGACCCCGUCUCUAGUCUGCCACUGCUCUGACCCCAUCUCUAGUCUGCCACUGCACUGACCCCAUCUCUAGUCUGCCACUGCUCUGACCCCAUCUCUAGUCUGCCACUGCUCUGACCCCAUCUCUAGUCUGCCACUGCUCUGACCCCAUCUCUAGUCUGCCACUGCUCUGAGUAGUCCCUGUUUGUUUAAUUUGCUAGAAUUCAUGCAGCAUACUUGUCAGUGCUGCUCUCUGCAGUGUGUUUGUGUAUCUCUAAGGGCCAUAUGAAUCCCUCUGUUAAUCUGCCUUCAUUAAUCAACAAUGUCUGGCUGGAGUUUCCUACAAUGUUUGGAAAAGUACGUUUUUUUAAAAUUUAUUUGCAUAUGUUCUAAGCCGUUAGCUUACUUAGCAGAGUAUUCCAUCAAUUCCGGCACUGAAAUAUUAUUUUUUUUCCCCUCAUCUUCCUCCAUAUGUUCAGCCACAGCUGUUGCGAGUCCUCUCCACUUGCUGGCCACUCACGCUUCAGCUUCUGCUUCUCUCCCGACCAAACGACAGAACGGAGCCCAGGCGGCCAGCGAUCAGCCCAACGCUAAGCGCAUCAAAACAGAGGAAGGGGACAGCGCCACCACCACCGCAACCCUCGCAGCAGACAGUGACUCGUUGGCAGCCGGUGACCAAGGCAGCCACCACAACUAGUCUUCUCCAACAACACCACCAUCUAGUUUUUUCCUUUCCUUCCUUUUAUUUCCCCGUUCUUCCAUUGACUCCCAAGGUGCCAAAAGGAGAAGAUUUUCAGUUUGGGUUUAACCAUUGUAGAGGAUUGGAAAAUAUGACCACCCCUUUAAAAAGAAAAGACUGAAAAGAAAAUGAGUUGAGAUUGAAAAAGGACAACUAGGACAAGGAAGAACUGUAAUUUAAAGGUACCCCUGUGAGACAUCGCCACUGAGGAGGAGGAGGAGGAGGAGGAGGAUGACGACUACUCCCAAGACCACAGGAAGCCUUAACAACAAUUAACCUUCAACAUGAUGAGCUGAACUUUGACCACCUGCAGCGAGCGGUCUGAAUGAGGCCCAUGUUAGCCCGGUGGUCGCGCGGCACCUCUGUCUCAACUACCUCAGUGCAGAUUGGGGGCCACGGCCAAGGGCACCACUCAACGGACCCAUGAGACGACUGGACGAAGUGACCAACUAGCAGCAUGAGAAGCAUUUGACGCAAACGUGACAUGUCAACGAGUGCAUUCAGCAAAAGGGAUCAAAACACUCUGAGCCAAUUCCUGGACCUUUGGCAGCUAGCCUUUCAUAUACUGACCUACCCUUAUUGCUGCUGUAAGUAGAUAAGCAGUAUUUGGUUGUUCAUAUGUGGACC